Anthonomus grandis grandis is the source of this 753-nucleotide messenger RNA. Its product is annotated as protein DDI1 homolog 2-like. Bases 16 to 753 code for a protein of 245 amino acids. Gene Ontology annotation, molecular function: protein binding. The record is from RefSeq and is a predicted model, not a curated record. The transcript has 2 exons. NCBI's taxonomy places the organism in Eukaryota, Metazoa, Arthropoda, Insecta, Coleoptera, Curculionidae.
CACUUUUAAAUCAAAAUGAAGGUAACAGUGACCACACUUACUGACUUCAUAUUUGUACUCGAUGUUUCUGAAGAUUUGGAAUUGGAAAACUUCAAGGCAUUUUGUGAGAUUGAGUCGAGUUUCCCUGCGACUGAAAUAGUUAUUGCAUUUAAUGGGAUGCCUUUAAUGAACAACAAAAAGUCUCUUAAAGAUCAUGGAAUUGGUGAUGGAAAUGUGGUUUGUUUACAACAUAUUCUUUCCAGAUCUCAGAGUAAUAUUGAGCAGAAUGCCUCUGUUUCUAGCUUUGACUUCAGUAGUAUACAAGUCCCAAACAGCAUGAGACCGGCAAAUACAACCAACAGACCCAGUGAGGAUGAUCCUGUCUUAAUCCGAGACAUGUUUCUUGCUAACCCUGACCAGUUAGCCUUAUUGAAACAGAAUAAUCCUAGAUUAGCUGAUGCUCUGCUGAGUGGAAAUAUUGAUACCUUCGCCUCAGUACUGAGGGAACAAGUUCAAGCAAGACAGGACAGGGAGCAACAAAGACUGAGAAUGAUAAAUGCGGAUCCAUUUGACACUGAGGCGCAGAGACUGAUAGCCGAAGAAAGCAGGCAAAAAAAUAUUGAGGCAAACAUGGAAGCUGCCACUAAAUAUUUUUGUUGGGUGACGAUCAACCCCAAAAUCUUAAAUGGUAAGGGUAUCACUCGACACCCCUUCCUAUUUAAGAUUUUGGGGUUGAUAGUCACCCCCGCAUGGGGGUUAGAGUUAAGGGAUUAA